Nerophis lumbriciformis (worm pipefish) is the source of this 1713-nucleotide messenger RNA. NCBI's taxonomy places the organism in Eukaryota, Metazoa, Chordata, Actinopteri, Syngnathiformes, Syngnathidae. The record is from RefSeq and is a predicted model, not a curated record.
AUGGCUACAACAGCACUCACUGGAUUAUCUGUGAUGAGCCUUCUCAGCCUUGGAUACCUCACCUGGGAUUUGAAUGGUCCUAACCAGGUGGAGAAAGAGCCAGGUCAGACUUUUGGUGGAGGGUCUCUUGGUACAAAGCCUCACAUCAUCUUCAUCAUGACAGAUGAUCAGGGAUUCAACGAUAUAGGCUAUCACAGCUCAGAUAUAAAGACACCCGUGCUGGAUAAACUGGCUGCUGAUGGAGUGAAACUGGAAAAUUAUUACAUCCAGCCCAUCUGCACCCCAUCCCGAAGCCAACUCAUCACCGGGAGGUACCAGAUUCACACUGGCCUCCAGCACUCCAUCAUCCGACCCCGUCAGCCGAACUGUCUACCAUUUAACCAUAUCACUCUCCCCCAGAGACUGCAGGAGCUUGGCUACUCCACCCACAUGGUGGGCAAAUGGCACUUGGGCUUUUACAAGAAAGAGUGUCUACCAACACGACGUGGCUUUGACACAUAUUUUGGCUCGCUGACCGGUAGUGUCAACUACUAUACCUACAAAUCCUGCGACGGUCCAGGCAUGUGUGGUUUUGAUCUCCACGAAGGAGAGACAAUAGCCUGGGAUCAGAGGGGAAAAUACUCCACCCAUUUGUACACACAGAGGGUCCGUAAAAUCCUGGCAAGACACGAUCCCUAUUCUCAGCCACUCUUUAUCUACCUUUCUUUUCAAGCAGUUCACACGCCCUUACAGUCCCCACAGGAGUAUAUCUAUCCAUACCGUGGAUUGGGCAACGUCCCACGAAGGAAGUAUGCUGCUAUGGUCUCUGUGGUGGAUGAGGCGGUUCGGAAUAUAACAUAUGCCCUCCGUAUAUAUGGCUACUACCAAAACACCGUCAUCAUCUUUUCCACAGAUAACGGCGGACAACCAUUGUCUGGUGGCAAUAAUUGGCCACUUCGGGGGCGUAAAGGCACUUACUGGGAAGGUGGUGUCAGAGGCUUGGGAUUCGUCCAUAGUCCUCUUUUGAGAAAGAAGAGGAGAGUAAGUAAAGCCUUGGUGCAUAUCACUGACUGGUAUCCAACACUGGUAGGCCUGGCAGGUGGCAAUGAGUCCUUUACUAAAGGUGUGGAUGGAUUUGAUGUUUGGGGAGCCAUUAGUGAAGGGAAGGAGUCCCCCAGAUUAGAAAUCUUACACAACAUUGACCCUCUCUAUAACCGUGCUCGCAGUGGCUCCCUGCAGAAGGGACACGGGAUUUGGAACACGGCCGUGCAGGCCUCUAUUCGAGCUGGAGAUUGGAAAUUGUUGACAGGAGAUCCUGGUUACGGAGACUGGACACCGCCGCAGAUGCUUCCAAGCUUCCCUGCCAGCUGGUGGAACCUUGAGAGGCACACUGAACCUACGAAGUCAGUAUGGCUUUUCAACAUAUCCGGAGACCCCAAUGAACGUUUUGACCUCGCUGAGCAGAGGCCAGAUGUGGUCAAAGAGCUGUUGGCGAGACUGGUGUACUACAAUCGUACGGCCGUCCCGGUACGGUAUCCAUCAGAGGACCCGCGGGCUGACCCUAGCCUGAACGGUGGUGCCUGGGUUCCUUGGGUUCGAGAUGAGGAAGAGGACAGCUGGGACACAUUUUAUCCUAAGAAGAAUAAAAGGGACUGGAAGAAGAAGCUGAAACUGUCUCAUAGCCGAUCGUUUUUCAGGAGACUCAACACGAGGAUCAUGUCAAACAGGAUAUGA